AUGUUACCCAUAAGAAGUGGCCCUGACUUCCAUCCAGACAACCCAUGCCGGAAUUGUGCCUUAACCAACAGGGUCUGCACAUAUGCUGUUCGGGAUAAGAAAGUCACAAUACCAGAAAGCUAUCUGCGAAGGCUUGAGAAUGAAUUGCAGAACUCCAAAGUUGUGCAUUCUAAUACUGGACGAUCUGCAGAAGAGAGUUGUGCCCCCCUUCCGCGUAGUGUUCAGUUCAUAGACGAACGUAAAAGACGUCGACCUUCUGUAUCCGCCGUUGAGAACUCCACAGCACAAUUGUUCGUGUCAAAGUUGAAACAGAUUCAGAGUUCUACCUCCGGUCUACACUUGUUUGGCAGUAACUCGGAGACUUCUGGUCCCUCGAAUGGUGACCUUGAACGAGAUUCGGUAGCCUCAAAAUAUGAGUAUUUUGCGCUCGACUCCGACACGGCCCAUGCAAGAUGUACAUUUACCCUCCCACCGUAUCCUUAUGCCUUGUUCCUGCUCGAACAAUUCUCUAUAUAUCUAGGCCAAGAUUGGCAUUGGUUUUGUCUACGAACAUUCCAACACCGGUUGCACAACACGUACAUGAUUGCGCAUUCUCUCGAGUCGAAAGAUCGGACAUGGCUUUGUCUCUUACUUGUGACCUUGGCACUUGGAGAAUCCGUAAAUGCAAGUCGAAGGCCUCAAAUCACGUUAGAUCUCAACGGCCAAAGCUCACAGUUGAUGGAACAUGACAUUGGUGCCUCACCGUCGACACCUCCUCCAGGAAGCGAACUCUUCGAGCAAGCAUUGAAAUUAUUGAGUACACCUUUCGAGAGUGCUUCCAUUGAGCAUUUGGAGGCAUUGAACUUGAUUGUGCUGUAUAAUUAUCAACUUAACAGAAAAAGGACCGCAUACAUGUAUGCAGGCACAAGCGCAAGACUAUGCAACAUGCUCCAAUUACACCAAAUACCUAAAGCAUGGGAAUGCUCAGCUGUAGAACGAGAGCACAGGAAACGUCUCUGGUGGUCAACGUUCUGUUUAGAUCGGAUGACCAGUUCUCAGGGCGGUCACUUACCAGCGCUCCAAGUGGACCAAAUUAAUCUCGAAUAUCCCUCUCGGAUACAGCCUGCUUCAGAAGACGACAAGGAGUUCGCUAAUCCAGACUAUCUUUCAGCUCGCGUUCAAUUGACGAUUCUGGAAGCAGAGAAUUCUGAUAGCGUCUCUGGUUCCAGUAAUGAUGAUGCACACGACAUUGCAAACAUAUAUCGCCCGAUGCUAUCGAAGCUUUGCAGUUGGAAGCAAAGUUUACCAGUCCCACUCUCGUCGGAUAUCGACAAUGGCAUACCCACACUAACAGGGUCCCUUCCUGAUACACGCGCAUUGGCGAACUUCCAUUUACGAUUCAAUCAGUGUCUAAUACUCUUGCUACGGCCACUUCUUCUCAGACAAAUAGCCUCAAUAUUUUCCAACGAAACAUCAAAUGCAUCACAGGAGGAAUUGCUGGAACUCAAUAGCACGUGCCUCAAAUCUGCACGAUCAAAUCUGCGAAUCUCUCUCGAUGUCAGAGCCCACAGUCUACUGGUGCCCUUGGGAUUUAUGGAAAAUAUGCAUCUAUUCACAAGUUUAAUGAUCUUAUAUUUAGCUAUCUCCAUCAAUAUCAGGCGCCCUGGCUCAUUCCACCAGAUCUCUGAGGAUGCCAGUAAAUACGAAGAAGGAAAAGAUUUACUGCGGUACAUGAUGCAAUCAGGAAGUUUCGCGGCGAAAGGCCAUUUAGCUAUGCUCAAAGACGUGGAAGACCUAGGUGAUACGAUUGCAAUGGAAGGUGGGAUGCGUUUCAAUCAAGAAGGGGAGCAAUGGGAUGUGGACGAGUGGAUGUUACAGCUUUUUCAAACUAGCAGCUCUAUAGAGCACAUGGUAUCCUAA
Molecule: messenger RNA, 1899 nt
Organism: Aaosphaeria arxii CBS 175.79
Lineage: Eukaryota; Fungi; Ascomycota; Dothideomycetes; Pleosporales
Exons: 5
Coding region: 1-1899 (632 amino acids)
Biological process (GO): DNA-templated transcription
Molecular function (GO): zinc ion binding; DNA binding
Source: RefSeq, a predicted model, not a curated record